This is a messenger RNA of Microdochium trichocladiopsis, 1858 nucleotides long. RefSeq lists its product as uncharacterized. The transcript has 5 exons. The record is from RefSeq and is a predicted model, not a curated record. NCBI's taxonomy places the organism in Eukaryota, Fungi, Ascomycota, Sordariomycetes, Xylariales, Microdochiaceae. The coding region runs from base 120 to 1625 and encodes 501 amino acids.
AACCAGGCAAAGACCCGCUCUGACCACGCACUGCAUCUUGGAGCAGCGCCUGAUCCGUUGUCUCAGCUGCUGUCCACCCCGGGUAUUUAUAGACUUACACGAGGAAGCCAGCUUUCACCAUGCCGCUCCAGGGAAUGUCCAAUGUCUUCCCCGGGGCCCAUAACUACCCGUCGUCUGACCCAUCUUGCUCUUUCUUCGACUGGGAUCGCUGGGAAGCCGACCAGGUUGAACACGGCUCCUCCCGCUCUGAGUCUAACCUGAGUUGGUCCGGUCUCACUGACGACCAGGACGCUAUGAGCAUCGACGGCGGGCCCCGGUCGGACAGCCGGUCCAUCCCAGACCUGGUCUAUGGUGCCUCUGGUACCCCGUCCGACUCUGGUCACCCUGGCUCUCCCAGCUCCCCAUCUGCAGACCUUGGUGACUACUCCUACACGGCACAUCUCGGUCAUGCCAAGCAGCACAAUGACCUAUUCUCCAUCCCUCCCCAACCAGAGCUCGAUGAGCAGCUCCUGCAGUACAACUCAGAAGUGCAAGUGUACGGCCAAUUGCGCUCUCCAUUGGCACUGACACACGAGGACUACCACAACUCGCCCACCAAGAAGAGCUCCAAGGGCUCUGCCUCCAAGCGGCCCCACGGAGCCACUGAAGUCCCCUCCAAGAGGACGGUGCAAAGGGGUCGCCGUUCCGGACCCCUCUGCAACAAGGAUGAGGUCGCAGAAGUGCGGGCACUCGGUGCUUGCUUUCGCUGCAAGAUCACAAAAGUUAGCUGCGACCGUGAGCUUGAUUGUGAGAAGUGCGUCAAGCAUGCCGAGAGCAGGAGUGGUUGCUACGACUCCUCCGUGCCCUUGUCCCAGCAAAUCUGCAUUCGUCGUUCGUUUGCCCAGUGUGGCCGAGCUUUUGAGAAGAUCCAAGAGUGUCAACCAUCGACAGCUGCAAGCAAGCUUGCGAGAGACUCAAGGAGUGCGUCGCAGUCGAUGAUCUGGGAUGUCGUGUUCGUUCCCGGAGGACCAAUCCUGCCAAUCUCGGUUGUGGAGCAUGCCUUGGCACACGACCACGCCGACGUGUAUCAGACUGCACCUGCCGAUUACUUGCUCAAUCGUGGCCAGGUGCCCGGACUCCUGGAGUUGCAGGGAUGGGUGUCAAGUCAGAUGCAGUUUGAGGGUCCAAUCAGCUUCCAGCAUUCUUUGGACGUUCUCUUGCAGUCACUGUACGGGCAGAAGGUGCCCUCCGGCCGGAAGCCCGAGUGGAAGGUGCUCCUUGACCGUGUCCGCGAGAUGCGCUGUAUGUUCAAGAUCUGGUCGACAAACAGCUUCUUCUGCUACCGCGCAGGGGAUUCCGUGCCUCAGGAGCUCCCUUGGUUGGUCCAGGCGGAGUUGAAGAGGAUCGCGACAUCUCGGAUGAGGUCUCUGGAGCUUGACAUCCUCGCCUCGCUUGACAAGCUGCUCGAACCGAAGGAGGUCAAGUCGCUGUUGGACCUGCAAAAAAUCACCGUCUGGGCAUGCCUCAUGGAGUGUAUUCUCCUGUAUCGCGAAUUGUUGGCGAUGCCGUCGGUCAAUGGCUCGGGCUUUGGACAAGACUUAUGUAUGUGUCAGGUCCCCGGAAUAAUCUGGACCCUCCAAGGCUAAUGAGCUGUGUACAGAUGACGAUACUUUCUCGCAUUAUGGCCGUUUCUGCAGGGCCACGAUGAGCAUAUACACAGGACUCGUUGUCAUGUGUGACGCGUACUUUGCCAAGAUCGACAAGCUUCUUGAGAGAUGUUCCAAGAUAGAGGCCAACUCGGACAGAACCAUGCAGGAUAUCAGCAUGGACGUGAGCCUUGUCCUCCAACAGCGAAGCUUUUUCUAUCAACAAGAUCUGG